UGAGGCGCGUAUCCAGGCCAUUAUUAGUUUUCACGGCAACGUUCUUGGGCAGAGGGUCACCAAAACGGAAGCAAGAACCAUGUCUUUGACUGAGGAGCAGUAUUUGCAGACGACUCCUUAUUGGUGCCUCGGGCAUCAAGAGUGCUGGCGACAGAUGGUGCAGAAGUGGUGCUCCGACGAGUGGGAGGAGUCACACAACGCUUGUCGGGAGCGACGUUUGUUGAUGCCAGGUGCAACACACCAUCAAGGCAGUCGCAGCCUCAGCGGAUACGCAGAAGCAUGGUCGUCGUCACAUGGUGGUCAGCCUUGCGGCCUCUUGAAGGCAUAUGCUAUGUCCCAUAAGGGCAAGGCGACGUCUGACGUCGACUACAAUCCGGAGGACGGGCCCGAGGGAGGUCCAUGGUCCAGAGUUUGA
Molecule: messenger RNA, 415 nt
Organism: Panicum hallii
Lineage: Eukaryota; Viridiplantae; Streptophyta; Magnoliopsida; Poales; Poaceae
Exons: 4
Coding region: 80-415 (111 amino acids)
Biological process (GO): transposition
Source: RefSeq, a predicted model, not a curated record